UAAGAAAAAGAAUAGUUGAAAAGGAACUUGGUCUUCUUCGCCUCUCUCUCUCUCUCUCUUCUUUCUCUCUCUAUCUUCAUCCUUUGAUCCUUGUCUCACCGAUAAAUUCAACCACCGAAUCAAUCUGCAGCUCCGUCAACGCAAUCUCGAUCGAUCAAACUCCGAUUCAACCGUAUCUUCUGAACCGUUCAACUCCGGUUUUUAUUACUGCAAUGGAGGAGAGCACCAAGUCUAAGGACCAUUUGAUAUCAGCUGCAGCUUUUGUUGAAGCUGGAGCUCAAGAUGCUUGUGACGAUGCUUGCAGCAUAUGCCUUGAAGCAUUCUCUGACAGUGAUCCUCCUACGGUUACGGGUUGCAAGCACGAGUUUCAUCUCCAGUGCAUUCUUGAAUGGUGUCAAAGGAGCUCCCAAUGCCCAAUGUGUUGGCAGUCUAUAAGCUUGAAGGACCCAAGCAGUCAGGAGUUGCUUGAUGCAAUAGAGCAGGAAAGAAGCAUGGCAAACAACCCAUCUAUGAAUACUACAAUAUUUCAUCAUCCAACCUUUGGUGAUUUUGAAUUACAGCAUUUGCCUGUUAGUGCAACUGAGGCUGAGCUUGAGGAGCGUAUUAUACAACACUUGGCUGCUGCAGCAGCAAUGGGCCGGGCUCGUCAUAUGGCAAGACGGGAGGGUCAUAGAAGUCGAACAUCAGCCCAGGCCCGCCCUCGAUAUUUGGGCUUUUCUGCACAACCUAGUGUACCUUCCCCUACCCGACCUACUUCAACUGAUGAUGUUGAACCUACUACCCCUGCUAGUGGUGGACCCCCCUUGGUAACUGUGCAUGAGGAACCGCUAGGAGGGACUGCACCCUCAUCAUCAUCAUCGUCCUCUGUUCAUGCUAGUGAACUGCCUUCUUCACCAUUGACCCCGAGCAUCAUUCCUGCACGUCCACGUGAAUCUCCCUCUACUGAAAGUAGGUCGGUUAUGCAGUCAUCUCCGAACAACCAAGAUAGGGCAGGACCCUCUGAACAGAACUCGUUUUCAGAUUUCAAAACCCGAGUUAAUGCAAUAUCUAUGAGAUAUAAAGAAUCGAUUACAAAAACCACAAAGAAUUGGAAGGAAAGAUUAUUCUCUCGCAGCAACAGUCCCACUGAUCAUGGUUCUAAGGACACUGGUGAGGGCAGUGCAGGAAUCGCGACACUCUCACGUAUGAUGGACCAUCUGCAACACGAUUUGUCACCCGUCUCAGAUACCAGCGACUCUACUAACAAUUCCGCCAACAAUUCUGGAAGUCGGAAUGAGAUGAUGGGCUCACGUGCGCCACCGCCGCCACCACCACCACCAUCACCACCGGUGUAAGACAUGUUAUAGUUUAUCUUGUUACUAAUUUCAUAUAAACUACAAAAAUUUGUAGUAUUUGACUUAAGACUUGAGAUCUAUACGCUACUCGUAUCGGAUGCCGAUUUAUUUGUGGGUCCGCUUUUGAAUCGCUUUGCGUCUAUCAAGGUUGCAUGCCGGCCUUGUUAGCCCAGGGGUGUGGGUGUGUAUCUGGUCAAAACCAAAUUUAAACGAAAGAUGAUGGUUAGGAUUUUUAAACUAUAUAUGUACAUUCAUCAUGUGAUUAUUCAUCUUGUGAUUAUAUAGCCUGUUUGGCUGGA
Molecule: messenger RNA, 1633 nt
Organism: Helianthus annuus (common sunflower)
Lineage: Eukaryota; Viridiplantae; Streptophyta; Magnoliopsida; Asterales; Asteraceae
Product: E3 ubiquitin-protein ligase RHF2A
Exons: 8
Coding region: 213-1334 (373 amino acids)
Molecular function (GO): ubiquitin-protein transferase activity
Source: RefSeq, a predicted model, not a curated record